This is a messenger RNA of Nomascus leucogenys (northern white-cheeked gibbon), 2586 nucleotides long. NCBI's taxonomy places the organism in Eukaryota, Metazoa, Chordata, Mammalia, Primates, Hylobatidae. The record is from RefSeq and is a predicted model, not a curated record.
AUGGCACACUACCCCACAAGGCUGAAGACCAGAAAAACUUAUUCAUGGGUUGGCAGGCCAUUGUUGGAUCGAAAACUGCACUACCAAACCUAUAGAGAAAUGUGUGUGAAAACAGAAGGUUGUUCCACCGAGAUUCACAUCCAGAUUGGACAGUUUGUGUUGAUUGAAGGGGAUGAUGAUGAAAACCCGUAUGUUGCUAAAUUGCUUGAGUUGUUCGAAGAUGAUUCUGAUCCUCCUUCUAAGAAACGCGCUCGAGUACAGUGGUUUGUCCGAUUCUGUGAAGUCCCUGCCUGUAAAUGGCAUUUGUUGGGCCGGAAGCCUGGUGCACAGGAAAUAUUCUGGUAUGAUUACCCGGCCCGUGACAGCAAUAUUAAUGCAGAGACCAUCAUUGGCCUUGUUGGGGUGAUACCUUUAGCCCCAAAGGAUGUGGUACCGACGAAUCUGAAAAAUGAGAAGACACUCUUUGUGAAACUAUCCUGGAAUGAGAAGAAGUUCAGGCCACUUUCCUCAAAACUAUUUGCGGAGUUGAAUAAACCACAAGAGAGUGCAGCCAAGUUCCAGAAACCCGUGGGAGCCAAGAGUAAGAGUGCAGAAACCCCUUCUUGGACCCCAGCAGAACAUGUGGCCAAAAGGAUUGAAUCAAGGCACUCCGCCUGCAAAUCUCGCCAAACUCCUACCCAUCCUCUUACCCCAAGAGCCAGAAAGAGGCUGGAGCUUGGCAGUUUAGGUAACCCUCAGAUGUCCCAGCAGACUUCAUGUGCCUCCUUGGAUUCUCCAGGAAGAAUAAAACGGAAAGUGGCCUUCUCGGAGAUCACCUCACCUUCUAAGAGAUCUCAGCCUGAUAAACUUCAAACCUUGUCUCCAGCUCUGAAAGCCCCAGAGAAAACCAGAGAGACUGAACUCUCUUAUACUGAGGAUGACAAGAAGGCUUCACCUGAACGUUGCGUAAUCCUGAGAACCCGAAUUCCAGCUUCGAAAACCAUAGACAUUAGAGAGGAGAGAACACUUACCCCUAUCAGUGGGGGACAGAGAUCUUCAGUGGUGCCAUCCGUGAUUCUGAAACCAGAAAACAUCAAAAAGAGGGAUGCAAAAGAAGUAGAAGCUCAGAAUGAAGCCACCUCUACUACCCAUCGUAUCCGCAGAAAGAGUUCUGUCUUGACUAUGAACCGGAUUAGGCAGCAGCUUCGGUUUCUAGGUAAUAGUAAAAGUGACCAAGAAGAGAAAGAGAUUCUGCCAGCAGCAGAGAUUUCAGACUCUAGCAGUGAUGAAGAAGAGGCUUCCACACCACCCCGUCCAAGGAGAACACCCAGAACUGUGUCCAGGAACCUGCAAUCUUCCUUGAAGUCAUCCUUACAUACCCCCACGAAGGUGCCAAAGAAAAGUCUCAAGCCUAGAACACCACGUUGUGCCACUCCUCAGAUCCGUAGUCGAAGCCUGGCUGCCCAGGAGCCAGCCAGUGUGCUAGAGAAAGCCCGACUGAGGCUGCACGUUUCUGCUGUACCUGAGUCUCUUCCCUGUCGGGAACAGGAAUUCCAAGACAUCUACAACUUUGUGGAAAGCAAACUCCUUGACCAUACCGGAGGGUGCAUGUACAUCUCCGGUGUCCCUGGGACAGGGAAGACUGCUACUGUGCAUGAGGUGAUACGCUGCCUGCAGCAGGCAGCCCAAGCCAAUGAUGUUCCUCCCUUUCAAUACAUUGAGGUCAAUGGCAUGAAGCUGACGGAGCCCCACCAAGUCUAUGUGCAAAUCUUGCAGAAGCUAACAGGCCAAAAAGCAACAGCUAACCAUGCGGCAGAACUGCUGGCAAAGCGAUUCUGCACCCGAGGGCCUCCUCAGGAAACCACCAUCCUGCUUGUGGAUGAGCUCGACCUUCUGUGGACUCACAAACAAGACAUAAUGUACAAUCUCUUUGACUGGCCCACUCAUAAGGAGGCCCGGCUUGUGGUCCUGACAAUUGCCAACACAAUGGACCUGCCAGAGCGAAUCAUGAUGAACCGGGUGUCCAGCCGACUGGGUCUUACCAGGAUGUCCUUCCAGCCCUAUACAUAUAGCCAGCUGCAGCAGAUCCUAAGGUCCCGGCUCAAGCAUCUAAAGGCCUUUGAGGAUGAUGCCAUCCAGCUGGUAGCCAGGAAGGUAGCAGCACUCUCUGGAGAUGCACGACGGUGCCUGGACAUCUGCAGGCGUGCCACAGAGAUCUGUGAGUUCUCCCAGCAGAAGCCUGACUCCCCUGGCCUGGUCACCAUAGCCCACUCAAUGGAAGCUGUGGAUGAGAUGUUUUCAUCAUCACACAUCAUGGCCAUCAAAAAUUCCUCUGUUCUGGAACAGAGCUUCCUGAGAGCCAUCCUCGCAGAGUUCCAUCGAUCAGGACUGGAGGAAGCCACAUUUCAACAGAUAUAUAGUCAACAUGUGGCACUGUGCAGAAUGGAGGGGCUGCCAUACCCCACCAUGUCAGAGACCAUGGCCGUGUGUUCUCGUCUGGGCUCCUGUCGCCUCCUGCUUGUGGAACCCAGCAGGAAUGAUCUGCUCCUUCGGGUGCGGCUCAACGUCAGCCAGGACGAUGUGCUGUAUGCACUGAAAGAAGAUUAA